ACAAACGCAGGAUGUUAAUAGACCAUGACUCCUAAGCAGAAUUUUACUAAUAACACAAUUUUGUCCACAUAGAGCACUACCGGGCACUACAGCGUGUAGAUUAAUCUUUAAUUCUCCAGUGUCAAGGAAAAACAAUAUUUUCAAAUAAAAUGAAGUACUUAUCAAAGGCUUCUUUUCAGAUACGGAAGGCGUACAGCAUUACUAAUGUCGUGCUUUCUCCAGUUGAUCACAACAUUUAUCGAACCAUUCAGCACAUCUUAUUGGAUGUUUGCCAUAACCCGUUUCUUCAUCGGGUCCACCGUAGCGGGAGUUCUGCUCUGCACCUACAGUCUCAUGAUGGAAAUCACAGGUCCUAACAAACGGGAACUCAUGAGUUGGUUUUGCACUGUACCGUAUCCUCUCGGCCAAGUCUUCAUGCCUAUCUUCGCCUACUAUCUAAGAAGUUGGAAUAAAUUCUGUCUGGGUAUCGCGAUUCCGAAUCUAUUCUACUUGGUUUAUUAUUUCGCGUUGCCAGAGUCUCCCAAGUGGUUGAUAGCUCAAGGGAGAUUGGACGAUGCUAGUAAGGUUAUGACACAAGCCGCAAAAUGGAACAAUCGGCCAUCAGAAAAUAUGAUAGAUGUUGUCAAAAGCAUAGCUAGUGAAAAUACAGAGUAUAAGGAUAGUCAGCAAGAGAAAGCAAACUACACAGACUUGUUCCGGACGCGGAGGCUUGGGAUCAACACAGUGUGUUCGUGUACCAUCUGGUUUAUUCUAGGCAUCAGUUUCUUUGGAAGCAACCAGUAUAUAGGACAGACCAGUUCAAACCCCUUUGUUGCUGUUGCCUUGGCUGGAGUGUUGCAAAUUUCAGGUAUUACGUUAACUGCUUUCCUUUGCAAGAUCCUUGGAAGGAAGGCGACAAUGAUAAGUGCGUUCGUGGUGUGUGCCGUGAGUAACGCGUGUUUGGCGGCGCCACCGGAGUGGUACUACCUCAGGCUGGUGAUGGGGAUCAUCGGGCUCGGCUGUGCGGCUGGGGCGUUCGCUUCUAUGUAUAUGUACACCACUGAGCUGUUCCCGACGGUGACCCGCAACAUGGCGAUGGGCGCGUCGUCGACGAUCUCCCGCGUGGGCUCCAUGCUGGCGCCGUACGUGGCGGGGCUCACGGGCGUGGCCGCCUGGCUGCCGCCCGCCGCCUUCGCCGUCGUGCCCGUAUUGGGCGCGCUAACCUGCCUCCUGUUACCCGAGACUAAGGGACAAAAAUUGACAGACCACGUGGUCUAGGAUAUAAAAUUGAAUAAUAGACAUUGGAUGAAAAUGGAGAUGAAAAUGGAUGGAGAUUGGAUGAAAAUUAAAUUGUAUGAUUUGAAUCGUUUUUGUCAAAAAUCGCUGUUUGAAAGAAUACUUGUGAAACUUGUAAGAAGUUUCGGUGGUUUAUAACUAUGUUUAUUUAUUCAAUUCAUGACAAUGACAAAGUUUUAAUGUAAGAAAUAUCGUUAGAUUUAAAAUUGAAACCUCGAAUAUUAACUAUAAUAAACUUGUUUAGAUCUGUAGAUAUUUUAAGCAUAAGUUAACCAACAAUAAAUAUGUAAGUGUAUUAUUGUAUUUCACUAUUUAAUUAUAUGAGACCAUAUAGUUUUUAUAAAACCUAGUGGGAAAGCAUUUCAUCAA
Messenger RNA from Trichoplusia ni (cabbage looper), 1644 nucleotides. RefSeq names its product solute carrier family 22 member 12-like. Gene Ontology annotation, molecular function: transmembrane transporter activity. The coding region runs from base 205 to 1257 and encodes 350 amino acids. Gene Ontology annotation, biological process: transmembrane transport. NCBI's taxonomy places the organism in Eukaryota, Metazoa, Arthropoda, Insecta, Lepidoptera, Noctuidae. The transcript has 4 exons. The record is from RefSeq and is a predicted model, not a curated record. Gene Ontology annotation, cellular component: membrane.